GAAAUUUGAGCAAAGACAGAGUAGAAAGAGUGGAAGAAGAGAGCAAAAAAGACAGAGAAAGAGCUAGCUAUUAUUUGGGGCUUUUUAUUGUACAAGACCAAUGGAAGAUUCUACGAUGGUCAGUGUUGCAGAGGAAAUACAGGAUAAGAAAAUCACAGAAGAAUUGCCAGAUGAUGAGAGCCAUGUUAAGAGUGACCCUGAGUCUGUGGGCAUGACCAAUGAGAGUAGGGGUCAGAAUAAUGAGAACGGAGAGGAGGUGCCAAAUCCCCAAAUUGGAACCAGUGAGAGCUGCAAGGACAGUGGAGAUAUCAGCAGAGCCAUCAACACAGAAGGUGGCCAUGCUAAAGUCAGUGAGAUUGAUGCCGAUGAAAGCAAUGAUGGAGCAAAAGAGUCUGCGAUAGAUGAGAAGAAAAAUGAGAGUGAAAGCAGUGAACAUCCAGAUGAAGAAGUGGGUAAUCAGCUAAAGAAAGACAAAGUGGAAAAGGUCAGAGAGCUUGCUGUUGCCCAAGAAGAGGUGAAGGAGGGCAGUAAUGCUGAAACCAUCCCCACGCAUGAUGAACAGCCGCAUAACAAAGAGAAAAUCAAAGAGACACCUGGACAGGAGAAAAAGGAGGAACCUACAUGCUUGGUCCAGCAGACAGCCAAUGAAGAAGUGCAGGCCAACGAGAAAGGAGAGGCCAACAUAACCAAAGAGAAGAACAGAGAUCAACAAGAACAGACGAAAGGAAAGAGAGGAGCUGCUCCUCCACCCUCCUCUGUCCCAAGACUUCCAGUGCAGGCUUCGUCUCGCCAACGGGGCAGCCGGCCCUCAGCCAGGAGAGAUGCAAUGGCAAAGUUUCAGCAAGAUCAGACUCCAGGAGUCCGAAAUUUUAAGUUACAGAAGACAUCUGUUGGUGUGUCUGCCGGGGCCUCAAUCAAACAGAAAAUCCUACACUGGUGUAGCAACAAAACACGGGGCUAUGAGGGAGUUUCCAUAGAGAACUUCUCAUCCUCCUGGAGCGAUGGCCUGGCCUUCUGUGCCCUUGUGCAUCGCUUCUUUCCCUCUGCGUUUGACUUCUCCUCCCUCAAAGCCAGCGAGCGAGAGAGGAACUUCACACUAGCCUUCACCACAGCAGAAUCACUAGCUGGCUGCUGCCCCCUCCUGGACGUAUCAGAUAUGUUACUAAUGGGGAACAAGCCAGACCCUUUUAGUGUAUUCACCUAUGUUCAGUCCCUCUGCCAGCACCUUUCAAAAAUAGAGCGAGAGAAGAAGGAGAGGGAAAAGGCAGAGGAAGGCAAGAGUCAGGUUGAGACCAAAGACAGAGGCAGCAGAGAAAGAGAAGAACCGGAAGAGGAGAAGGGAGUGGUGAAGGGAGGUGUCAUAGAUGAGGAGACUAGAGAAGGAGAAGGUAGUCCUGAUGACAAGAGAGCACCGACAGAAGAAGACAGCGAGACAAAGAUGGAGACUGAUCAAAAUGACAAUGGAGUGAAUAGAGACCUAGAAACUGAGACCUCAAUUUAGUGAAUUCCAGAUUCAAGUAUUAAAAUAGCUAUAUGCUUUUUUCCACA
This is a messenger RNA of Electrophorus electricus (electric eel), 1548 nucleotides long. RefSeq names its product smoothelin-like 1 (gene smtnl1). Gene Ontology annotation, molecular function: protein binding. Lineage: Eukaryota; Metazoa; Chordata; Actinopteri; Gymnotiformes; Gymnotidae. The record is from RefSeq and is a predicted model, not a curated record.